Messenger RNA from Ipomoea nil (Japanese morning glory), 828 nucleotides. Its product is annotated as zinc finger protein ZAT5-like. NCBI's taxonomy places the organism in Eukaryota, Viridiplantae, Streptophyta, Magnoliopsida, Solanales, Convolvulaceae. The record is from RefSeq and is a predicted model, not a curated record. Bases 1 to 828 code for a protein of 275 amino acids. The transcript has a single exon.
AUGAUCACGGACACGACACCACCGCAUUCUUCCGCCACCUCUGAACCAAUUCCCGCCGCGCCUACGCCGGAGGACGAGGACAUGGCUCGCUGCCUUAUGCUCAUCUCCCAAGGCGGAGGAGUCUCGCGUCAUCCUCCUGCCAUCCCCAAGUCGCCGCUGUACAAGGAGGAGAGCGGCAGCGGGAGCAAAUUCUGCAGCAAGAAAUAUAUAGAGACGACCACCGUGGGCGGCGGGGGAGGGGUGAAAGUGGGGAUGUAUGUCUACGAAUGUAAAACGUGUGGCCGCACGUUUCCGACGUUUCAAGCGCUGGGCGGCCACCGGACCAGCCACACCAAGGAGAAGCCACCGUUGACGACGGUGGAAACCGCCGCCGUGAAGAGGCCGCUGUCCUUGUACGAUGAAGAAGACAUUAAUCCUUAUCCGUUCAACAAGACCCCUAAAAUCUCUCCCCCUUUCUCUUCCCUCCAUUUCUACGAUUCCGCCAAGUCCUCCCCCAGGAUUCACGAGUGCUCCUACUGCGGCGCCGAAUUCUCGUCCGGCCAGGCGUUGGGCGGCCACAUGAGACGCCACCGUAACUCCACCGCCGCCGCCGCCGCCUCGCAGUUGAGCCCGAGCUCUUCCAGCUUCGAGAAAAGGGUACUCCAAAAGGAAGAAAAUAAUGGGAAAGGUUUGAAUUUGGAUCUCAACCUCCUCCCCGCCGGAGAAGAUAAUCAAGAUCAUCGUCGUGCUAGGGAGCUGCCGGAAAAUCAAGAACAACAACCGCCGCAAGUACAACCAACCCUUUUUUUGUCCACCACCCCACCGCUGGUUGGCUGCAAAUACAUAUAA